This is a messenger RNA of Hippopotamus amphibius kiboko, 1563 nucleotides long. It is a transcript of the gene SRA1, whose product is annotated as steroid receptor RNA activator 1. The transcript is spliced from 5 exons. The record is from RefSeq and is a predicted model, not a curated record. The coding region runs from base 661 to 1326 and encodes 221 amino acids. Gene Ontology annotation, biological process: regulation of transcription by RNA polymerase II. Gene Ontology annotation, cellular component: nucleus. NCBI's taxonomy places the organism in Eukaryota, Metazoa, Chordata, Mammalia, Artiodactyla, Hippopotamidae.
UUCAUUUAAUUAACAAAUAUAUUUUUAAAUGAAUUUCUCUGUGCCAGGCACUAAGGUCGGCACUGGAGGUGUAAUGAAAUCGGAGUUCCACCUUCUGAGACUGUCAAACGAGGCACAGGGACUGAAGAUAAUGAUGUAGUACAACUAGGAAAUCUCAGAGGGUUGUGGGAGCUCAGGUGAGACACUGAAAGUACCUGGUCUGAGGUACUUUGUGUACUAGGCUUCCUGAUAAAUAUAUUCCAGCCGAGAGAGUGUAAACGUUCAGGGAGGUGGACAGAGGUUCUGGAAGUUCACCAGGCUAGAUCACAGUGGGGGCAUAUGUGGGGCAAGAGCUUCAGGUGGUUUAAACUUGCUCCUGAGAGCAAGUGUGAACUUUGGAGAGAGGGGACCCACGGGGAACUUGGGCUCCUAGAGCGCCACCUCCUGGAAAACAGCCCCGCUUGGUGCCAUGUAGUCAGGGCCCCGCGCGUUAUUAGCUGGAAUAGAUUUAGAGUUCCUCAGGGAGUUGGAUCUGGGUCUCCACGGCGAUUCCGAACGUUCCUGAGCUGUCCUACCUGAAGGGUUCCAGGGAAACCGGCCCUGCCGGGGCGUGACCCAGCCGGCUCGGGUGCGGCCGCCCCGGAAGUGACGUGAUGCCCCGCUGGCCGUGCGGAAGUGGAGAUGGCGGAGCUGUACGUGAAGCCGGGCAACAAAGAGCGCGGCUGGAACGAUCCACCGCAGUUCUCAUACGGGCUGCAGACCCAGGCUGGCGGACCCAAGCGUGCGCCCCUCACCAAGAGGGUCGCCGCUCCCCAGGAUGGAUCCCCCAGAGUCCCCACCUCAGAGACAUCUCCUGGGGCCCCCCCAGUGGGGCCUCCACCUCUUUCAAGUAAGGCUGCCAGACCCCCAGUUGUGGGGAGCUGUCUUCCCUCCAGCAUGGAGUCCACAAAUUUCCCAGUCGUUGAGUGUGAGAUUCUGCUGGAAGAUGUACUGAGGCCUUUGGAACAGGCAUUGGAGGACUGCCGUGGCCACACAAAGAAGCAGGUAUGUGAUGACAUCAGCCGGCGCCUGGCUCUUCUGCAGGAACAGUGGGCUGGAGGGAAGCUGUCAAUGCCUGUGAAGAAGAGGAUGGCUCUGCUGGUGCAAGAACUUUCAAGCCACCAGUGGGAUGCAGCAGAUGACAUCCACCGCUCACUGAUGGUUGACCAUGUGACUGAGGUCAGUCAGUGGAUGGUGGGAGUUAAAAGGUUAAUUGCGGAAAAGAGGAGUCUGUCUUCAGAGGAGGAGGCCAAUGAAGAGAAGCCUAUAGCCACAGCUGAGCAGAACCAGGCUGUACCAGGCAUCUAACAUGAUCCAUAAUCCUGUGGGUUCCCCACACUCAUCUCACACCAUCUCUUAUGUCUUGACAUGGAAGGCCUUCUCUAACUUGGCUCCCUUUUAGCACUUGGGAGACUGUCUGCCCCAUGGGGUCUUUGGCCUGACCCAUCUCUGGGGGAAGAGGUCCCACCUGGACCACAGGGAGGUUGCUUGUUACCCAUACCAUAUGCAUUUCAAUAAAAACAUCUCAAUGUGGUGGGCCCUGGG